UCAACUAUUGCUUGCGCAGCUUAUUAGAAUGGUCCAUGGAGUAACGUCACAUGUGAUUAAAUCUUAACUGCGGCCAUAAUUCCCGUCAUAAUCACGAUAGUAGAGCUGUCACGUUCACCUUGUUGUGAUUAUUUAUAUGGUCGAUCGUACAAAGUAAUCCCUUUCAAGUAACCCAUCGAAACGUUUCUCUUCCCAAAGCCAAACUCCAGAUUUUCCGGUCACAAGGAAGAUGUCAGGAUCAAGUGAUGUUUCUCGGAGCUUGUGGCUGGCACAAAAUCCGAGCAAGAGAUGGGGAGAGCUCUUCUUCCUGUUCUACACUCCUUUCUGGCUCACUCUCUCCUUGGGAAUCAUUGUUCCUUACAAGCUUUACGAGACAUUCACGGAGUUGGAGUAUCUGCUUGCGGCCUUGGUUUCAGCUGUUCCUGCUUUCUUGAUACCAAUGUUAGUUAUUGGAAAGGCCGACAGAGACUUAUGCUGGAAGGACCGUUAUUGGGUUAAGGCAAAUCUCUGGAUAAUUAUUUUCAGCUAUGUGGGAAACUACUUUUUGACUCACUAUUUCUUCCAAGUUCUUGGAGCGUCAUAUACUUUUCCGGCGUGGAAAAUGAAUAAUGUGCCUCACAGCACAUUCUUCAUGGCACAUGUUUGUUUCCUCUUUUACCACGUUGCAUCCAACAUUACUCUUCGAAGGCUACGACAUUCCAUUUCUGAUUUACCAGAUUCUCUGAGAUGGUGUUUUGAGGCUGCAUGGAUACUGGCCUUUUCUUAUUUCAUUGCAUACCUGGAGACUGUUUCUAUUGUAAAUUUUCCUUACUACGAGUUUGUGGACCGAAAUGCCAUGUACAGAGUUGGAUGUUUGUUCUAUGCCUUAUACUUCAUUGUGAGCUUUCCAAUGUUCUUCAGGAUGGAUGAGAAAUCAAGUGAUAAAUGGGAUUUGUCACGUGUGGCUGUUGAUGCUUUAGCUGCUUCUAUGUUGGUAACGAUCAUUCUUGAUCUAUGGCGUCUAUUCUUGGGACCUAUAGUUCCCCUACCGGAGGGAAAAAGUUGCCUUCAGUCUGGAUUAGUAUGGUUUUCCCAUUGAAGGUUGAAAGAUGGCUGUUUCGACCAAUUUGGGGAGUGAAAGAUAAGCCUGCACGAGAGAUUCCAUUUGCACUUUACGGAAUUGGGAAGUAGAUGAUAAUAUUAUGGGCAUGUUUAUAAUGUUUUUCUUCUUCCAGAUGACGCCUGCUUUGAUACAUUUCUUCUGUUUUCUCUCAUAUGGUUUACUUUGUAAGAAUAUUUUUAUGAACCCUAAGAUCUCUAAACAUCUAGAUUAAUUACAUAAUGGAAUUAUAUGAAACUUCAUAAAUUUCAUUGUGCCUGAGAGAUCUUCUUUAAUGGAGUGUAUCCUAAUUGGAAAACGAACACCUAAAUCUCUUAAUAUAAAUUUUUAAAUUUC
Brassica rapa (field mustard) is the source of this 1435-nucleotide messenger RNA. RefSeq names its product cycloeucalenol cycloisomerase. The record is from RefSeq and is a predicted model, not a curated record. Gene Ontology annotation, molecular function: cycloeucalenol cycloisomerase activity. NCBI's taxonomy places the organism in Eukaryota, Viridiplantae, Streptophyta, Magnoliopsida, Brassicales, Brassicaceae.